UUGAGCCCGGCGCGUGUCGACGCAUCGUCAUCUCCGUUUGCUCCUCUCCGACACCAUCGCCCACCAGGCGUUGAAGAAUCCAUCCCCAAAUUGCGUUCCCACCAGCGCUUCCAGAAGCCCUCCUCGUCCUCCAACCACGCCCCCGCCUUCUAGAACCUUCCUACCCCGACUCAAAGCGGCUGCUCCUUCCCGCCACUUCACGCCCUCGUGAGUCGUGACGCCUACUCACCUCGCUCGCUCGCCGUCUGCCCGUCUCGAUCUCUGGAGCCCUGCUCCUGGUUUCUCUCUGUAGGAGAGAGAGAGAGAGAGAGAGAGAGAGAGAGAGAGAGAGAGAGAGAGAGCCUUGGGAGUCGGGGUCUCUGCGCUUUCUUGCGGCGUUGCGGGUCAAAAGCGACCACCCGACGUGGCGCGUGUUUCGCUCCUCCUCCUCACGCCGGAAUCAAAUCUCUGAGCUCCCUUUAACGCCCCCUGAUUUGGUUCGUGGUAUUGGUGCAUGAACUUGCACAAAGAUCUACCCUUUUCUUUACUGUUUGGCGUCAGGGUGAUCACCAGGUGUCUUCUUCUUGGGUUCCUUCCACAUGUCCAAGCCUCCGCGUGAGUGAUUGUUGCUGCUGCUGUUUGGUGCGCGCGACUCGUGAUGGGGUGAAGUGCUAGUCGCAAGAUCGGACUGCGCUUGUCUGCAUCGCGGCACCUUGUUCUUGCGCCCAUACCUCUUGCUUUCGUCACGCCUGACCUGUGCCUUCUUGUUGCACCUGUGCUUCAAUUAACCAUUUCUGGUGCCAAAGUGUACAAAUCUUUGGUGUGUAGUUCUGCUUCUUGGUGAGGUGAGGUUCUUGGUUUGAUCUUUUGGUGGGUGUUGCCACGAAUUACCGAAGGAUGAAUCAUCCUGUCAAGGUGGAGAGCUGGCCAGGCUCAGCCAACGACUCGCCGAGACCGAUGGACGGGCUCAGCGACGCUGGACCACCACCGUUCCUCAGUAAGACUUAUGACAUGGUGAGUGAUCCGACUACGGAUGCCGUCGUGUCAUGGAGCGCCACCAACAACAGCUUCGUGGUGUGGGAUCCUCAUAUCUUUGGGACGGUGCUGCUGCCGAGUUACUUCAAGCACAACAACUUCUCCAGCUUCGUCCGGCAGCUGAACACUUAUGGCUUCAGAAAGGUGGAUCCUGACAGAUGGGAAUUUGCUAAUGAGGGCUUCCUGAGAGGACAGAGGCACCUUCUAAAAAAUAUCAGGCGCCGCAAACCUCCACACUCAUCUCCAAAUCAGCAAUCUCUUGGCUCUUACCUUGAGGUAGGGAACUUUGGAUAUGAUGAAGAGAUCGAGCAGCUGAAGAGGGACAAACAGCUGUUGAUGUCUGAAGUUGUGAAGCUGAGGCAGGGGCAGCAAAACUCUAAGUCAGAUCUACAGGCCAUGGAAGAGAAGUUACAUGGGACCGAGCAGAAGCAACAGCAGAUGAUGGCAUUCAUGGCGCGAGUCAUGCAGAACCCUGAGUUCCUCCGUCAGCUGAUCUCCCAGCGUGAGAUGAGGAAAGGCCUCGAGGAUGCCAUCUCAAAGAAAAAAAGGCGCCGCAUAGAUCAGGGACUUGAAGCUGAUAGCAUGGGCACUAGUUCUAGCCUGGAGCAAGGGUCACAGGUCGUGUUUGAAACGCAGGAACCGUUGGAAUCACUUGCCAAUGGUGUUCCAUCUGAUCUGGAAAGUUCGUCUGUUGAGACAAAGGGAUUCGAGGUUCAACAAGGUGUUUCAUCCAGUGGCUCUGAACGUCUGAAAGGCAGGCCCAGUGGGGAGUUAAAUGAUGACUUCUGGGAGGACCUUCUGCAUGAAGGGGGACUCGGUGAGGAGUCUGGUAAUCCAGUUGGUCAGGAUGGUAUGAACAUGUAGUCUCGGAAGUUGGGCUACCUCAACUCAAACAACGUACACCCGAACAUUAGUAGCUCUCGUUUUAUGGCUCCAGCUCCGAGUAUCUUUACCAUUAUGCUCGUUAUAUCCCUGUGUUUGCACCGGAUUGGAUCGUCUUCAAUCUAUCAACACUAUAUCGAUCACAGUUGUUAAUACAGUCUGUUCACCUUGUGGAAGUAUUUGGGUUAAGAUGUUUGUAUGGUUUCCAGGUACAUCAUAGUUUGUUUUUCCAUGGCCGGUCUUGUUACCAUUGUGAAUACACUGUUUGCGCAAAGGCUAUGGCCAUGUUGCAGGCAGUAUGACAGUGUAUCUGUUAUAAGUCAUAACUAAUUGCAGCGCUGGCACUUCCGGGUGGCGUGCCGGUAUGAGAUUGUAGGGAAGACCAUAUAGCUUGUAUACAGAAGAUGCUGGUCUAUAAUAACCUGUAAUGUGAGAAACUUCAUUUCACUUUGGAAUUUGGCAUUUCACUAUGUAUAUAUAUCACAUAUUAUUACCGUA
Phragmites australis (common reed) is the source of this 2394-nucleotide messenger RNA. Its product is annotated as heat stress transcription factor A-2e-like. Gene Ontology annotation, cellular component: nucleus. The record is from RefSeq and is a predicted model, not a curated record. Bases 877 to 1878 code for a protein of 333 amino acids. Gene Ontology annotation, biological process: regulation of transcription by RNA polymerase II. The transcript is spliced from 2 exons. Gene Ontology annotation, molecular function: RNA polymerase II cis-regulatory region sequence-specific DNA binding; DNA-binding transcription factor activity. Lineage: Eukaryota; Viridiplantae; Streptophyta; Magnoliopsida; Poales; Poaceae.